CAUGACCUUAGAAACUGAAGAAAUAAUAGUUAUAUUUUAAGGUUCUUUGAGGAAAUUAACGAAGCUUUCACACAAAUUUCUUAGAAAUCGAUGUCUGGGUAUGGUUAUGCGAAUAGAGGCUCCUCCACCUACAAUGGGGUUCCACCACGUGCUAACGAAUGGAGUGAAGCAAGCUACGCCUCCGAUGAUCAUGUGUGCCGGCCGGUCAUCGUCGAUGCCGAGGGCCGGAAAACGCCAAUUGUUGUGAGCAUGCCCAGCCUCUAUGGGCAGGGCUCUGUUGCAAAAGUUGAGAGAGUUGUUGAGCAUGUCCGUGUACCUGUAUUCACGCAAUACAGACAAAGCUCCCCACCCAAGAUUGAGCCAGUGGAGGAUUAUGGAUACAGAUAUAGCUCCCCGCCAAAGGUUGAGCCUGAGAAAAUGUAUGGAAGAUAUAGCUCCCCACCAAAGACAGUGAAGGACUAUGGAUACAGAAGGUAUAGCUCCCCACCAAGGUUGAACCAGUGAAAGACUAUGGAUAUAAGGUGGAUCAGCCAGCGAAAGAUUAUGGAUAUAAGUCGGCCGCGCCAGUGAAAAACCAUAGAUAUAAGGCAGUCGAGCCAAUGAAAGACUAUGGAUACAAGGCGGAUCAGCCAAUGAAAGACUACGGAUAUAAGGCUGCAGAGCCGGUGAAAGGCUAUGGAUAUAAGGCGGCUGAGCCAGUGAAAGAGUACGAAUAUAAAGUCGAGCCUGUGAAAGACUAUGAAUACAAGACGGAUCCGCCAAUGAAAAGUUAUGGAUAUAAGGCUGCGGAGCCAAUGAAAGAGUAUGGAUAUAAAACUGAGCCAGUGAAAGACUACAAUUAUGGCAGUGACAAAUGGCGCAGGCCUUCGAGUCCACCCGAAGAUCGCCCACAAGAAGCUGAGGAAUUCAUCACCAAAGUCCAGACCGAAGCUAGCCGACCCAACAGGUUCCCUAUAAAUGCAGCGAACUGGCGUCAAACCCCUAUCGCAAACAGGAAUAAUGGUGACUAUGAUGAUAACUACCGCAAGAAUGACGCCGCGAUGGAACCAAGUCAACCAAGCAUGGUCACAACUGGAGGCUGGAGUCAGCCAGCUCAUGAUGCCAAGCUCGGCAAACCUACUUCUGAUAUUGCCACCGCCAUGGAGAAUUUGAAGGAAGCUGCAACGGCUUUAUCUGUCACCACAGGACCAUACAAAAGAAACUCCUUUCCAGAAAUCAUUGGCAGCAAGGAGGGUUCAAGGCAAUACAGCAAGUUGAACGUGCCAUCUGGCUGGUGAGACUUAAACAACAACCAUCACUAGUAGGGAGGCUGCUAAGAAGUAUGGCGGCGUACCUGUUUGAGAUAUCCAUGCUUCCUGCAGGGAGGUUUGCAUGGAAAUGUUAGCCGGCCUACUCUAUCAGUCUCUGUUUCUCCUGUUAUUUACCAAAUAAUUAGUAUAUCCUAUGUGGCUUUAUGAGUAAAUAAUUAAUCUUAAUGGCAUGUAUUUUCUCAUAUUGUCACUACAAUAAACCGAGGUUUUUGAGUCGUUUU
Alnus glutinosa is the source of this 1531-nucleotide messenger RNA. RefSeq lists its product as uncharacterized. Bases 600 to 1277 code for a protein of 225 amino acids. The transcript has 2 exons. The record is from RefSeq and is a predicted model, not a curated record. Lineage: Eukaryota; Viridiplantae; Streptophyta; Magnoliopsida; Fagales; Betulaceae.